Messenger RNA from Neogale vison (American mink), 2481 nucleotides. It is a transcript of the gene CDH22, whose product is annotated as cadherin 22. The record is from RefSeq and is a predicted model, not a curated record. Gene Ontology annotation, molecular function: calcium ion binding; cadherin binding. The transcript has 11 exons. Gene Ontology annotation, cellular component: adherens junction; catenin complex; plasma membrane. Lineage: Eukaryota; Metazoa; Chordata; Mammalia; Carnivora; Mustelidae. The coding region runs from base 1 to 2481 and encodes 826 amino acids. Gene Ontology annotation, biological process: multicellular organism development; adherens junction organization; calcium-dependent cell-cell adhesion.
AUGAGGCCGCGGCCCGACGGUCGGGGGCUCCGGGCGGGAGCCGCGCUGUCGCCCGCGCUGCUGCUGCUGCUGCUGCUGCCGCCGCCGCCACUGCUGCCGGGACGCCUGUGGGCGGCGGGCACACCCGCGCCGGCGGCACCUGGGGCUCGGCAGGACGGCGCGCCGAGCGCCGGGCGCGUGAAGCGCGGCUGGGUGUGGAACCAGUUCUUCGUGGUGGAGGAGUACACGGGCACCGAGCCCCUGUACGUGGGCAAGAUCCACUCGGACUCCGACGAGGGUGACGGGGCCAUCAAGUACACCAUCUCAGGUGAGGGAGCUGGGACCAUCUUCCUGAUCGAUGAGCUGACGGGAGACAUCCACGCCAUGGAGCGCCUGGACCGUGAGCAGAAAACUUUCUACACGCUGCGGGCUCAGGCCCGGGAUCGUGCCACCAACCGCCUGCUGGAACCAGAGUCAGAGUUCAUCAUCAAAGUGCAGGACAUCAACGACAGUGAGCCCCGCUUCCUGCACGGCCCCUACAUUGGAAGUGUGGCUGAGCUCUCACCUACAGGCACGUCGGUGAUGCAGGUGAUGGCCUCUGAUGCAGAUGACCCCACGUACGGCAGCAGCGCUCGGCUGGUGUACAGCGUGCUGGAUGGCGAGCACCACUUCACCGUAGACCCCAAGACCGGUGUGAUCCGGACGGCUGUGCCCGACCUUGACCGCGAGAGCCAGGAGCGCUACGAAGUGGUGAUCCAGGCCACAGACAUGGCAGGCCAGCUGGGCGGCCUCUCCGGCUCCACGACCGUCACCAUCGUGGUCACUGAUGUCAAUGACAACCCACCCCGUUUCCCUCAGAAGAUGUACCAGUUCAGCAUUCAGGAGUCAGCCCCCAUCGGCACAGCUGUGGGACGAGUGAAGGCUGAGGACUCAGACGUGGGUGAGAACACAGAUAUGACUUACCACCUCAAGGAAGAGAGCGGCAGCGGCGGCCAAGUGUUCAAGGUCACCACGGACAGCGACACUCAGGAGGCCAUCAUCGUCGUGCAGAAGCGCCUGGACUUUGAGUCCCAGCCCGUGCACACCGUGGUCCUGGAGGCCCUCAACAAGUUCGUGGAUCCCCGCUUCGCUGACCUGGGCACGUUCCGCGACCAGGCGAUCGUGCGCGUGGCCGUGACCGACGUGGACGAGCCCCCCGAGUUCCGGCCGCCCUCCGGCCUCCUGGAGGUGCAGGAGGACGCGCAGGUGGGCUCCCUGGUCGGCGUGGUGACGGCGCGGGACCCCGACGCCGCCAACCGGCCCGUCCGGUACGCCAUUGACCGCGACUCGGAUCUGGACCAGAUCUUUGAUAUCGAUGCGGACACGGGCGCCAUCGUGACGGGCAAGGGCCUGGACCGUGAGACGGCCGGCUGGCACAAUAUCACCGUGCUGGCCAUGGAAGCGGACAAUCAUGCCCAGCUCUCCCGGGCAUCGCUAAGGAUCCGAAUCCUGGAUGUGAACGACAAUCCCCCAGAGCUGGCCACUCCCUAUGAGGCAGCCGUGUGUGAGGACGCCAAGCCAGGACAGCUUAUCCAGACCAUCAGCGUGGUGGACAGAGACGAGCCUCAGGGUGGGCACCGCUUCUACUUCCGCCUGGUGCCCGAAGCUCCCAGCAACCCUCACUUCUCCCUGCUUGACAUCCAAGACAACACGGCUGCGGUGCACACGCAGCACCUGGGCUUCAACCGGCAGGAGCAGGACGUGUUCUUCCUGCCCAUCCUGGUGGUGGACAGCGGGCCGCCCACGCUGAGCAGCACCGGUACACUCACCAUCCGCAUCUGCGGCUGUGACAGCUCGGGCGCCAUCCAGUCCUGCAACACCACGGCCUUCGUCAUGGCCGCCACCCUCAGCCCUGGCGCCCUCAUCGCCCUCCUGGUCUGUGUCCUCAUCCUAGUAGUGCUGGUACUGCUGAUCCUCACCCUCAGACGCCACCACAAGAGCCACCUGAGCUCGGACGAGGACGAGGACAUGCGGGACAACGUCAUCAAAUACAACGACGAGGGCGGCGGCGAGCAGGACACGGAGGCCUACGACAUGUCGGCGCUGAGGAGCCUCUACGACUUCGGCGGCGAGCUCAAGGGCGGCGACGGGGUCGGCGGUGCCGGGGGCCCGGGCGGGAGCGGGGGCGCAGGCAGCCCCCCGCAGGCCCGCCUGCCCUCGGAGCGCCACUCGCUCCCGCAGGGGCCACCGAGCCCCGAGCCGGACUUCUCGGUGUUCAGGGACUUCAUCAGCCGCAAGGUGGCGCUGGCGGACGGGGACCUGUCGGUGCCGCCCUACGACGCCUUCCAGACCUACGCCUUCGAGGGCGCGGACUCGCCGGCCGCCUCGCUCAGCUCGCUGCACAGCGGCUCGUCGGGCUCCGAGCAGGACUUCGCCUAUCUCAGCGGCUGGGGCCCGCGCUUCCGGCCCCUGGCCGCGCUCUACGCCGGCCACCGCGCGGACGACGAGGCCCAAGCCUCCUAG